UUUAUAUUUUUGUUUGUACAGGCAUGCCUUGAACUAUUACAACGAAGUGGUGUAACAAUAAAGGGAAAAAAGGCAGUUGUGGUUGGCAGAAGCAACAUAGUUGGAUUACCAGCUUCAUUGCUGCUUUUGAAAGCAGAUGCUACAGUUACUAUUGUACAUUCACACACAAGUCAACCAGAAAAUAUCAUACGUGAAGCGGAUAUUGUUAUUGCAGCAGCUGGACAGCCAAAGAUGAUCAAAGGAAGUUGGAUCAAACCUGGAGCGGCAGUCAUAGAUGUUGGAACAAAUGCUGUUGAUGACCCAACGAGGAAGUCUGGUUACAGGCUUGUUGGAGAUGUAGAUUUUGAGGAAGCUUCUAAAACUGCAGGUUGGAUUACUCCUGUUCCUGGUGGUGUAGGUCCAAUGACGGUCACAAUGUUGUUGAAGAAUACUUUGGAGGGAGCUAAGCGUUAUAUUGAGCAAAGUAAUUGAUCUUUUUUGACUUUGAAUAAGGAUCGGUCUUCAAAAUAGAAAAGUGGGAUUGGUUCAAGCAAAACUAUAUAUUUGCCUUUUCAAUA
Vigna umbellata (rice bean) is the source of this 557-nucleotide messenger RNA. The record is from RefSeq and is a predicted model, not a curated record. NCBI's taxonomy places the organism in Eukaryota, Viridiplantae, Streptophyta, Magnoliopsida, Fabales, Fabaceae.